Messenger RNA from Podarcis muralis (Common wall lizard), 666 nucleotides. NCBI's taxonomy places the organism in Eukaryota, Metazoa, Chordata, Lepidosauria, Squamata, Lacertidae. The record is from RefSeq and is a predicted model, not a curated record.
CGGUUGGUGCCACCAGGUGCCCCUGGCUCCUGACUGGGAGCUCGGAGACCGGCUCCGCUGCUUGGCGACGAGCCUGGCGGGAGCUUCGCGCGGUUAGAUAGAACACGCCGAGAGGCUCCUGAAUCGGCAGGCGCCAGCGGCCAUGGCGGAGGGAGACGGCCUCAUUUCAGUGGACUACGAAGUGUUCGGGAAAGUCCAAGGGGUGUUUUUCCGCAAAAACACACAGACCGAAGGAAAGAAGUUGGGUGUCGUUGGCUGGGUGCAGAAUACUGACUAUGGCACUGUGCAAGGCCAAAUCCAAGGUCCUACUGUCAAGGUGCGACAACUUCAAGAAUGGCUUCAGAAGACAGGAAGCCCCAAGUCCCGCAUCGACAGAGCUGAAUUCCGCAAUGAGAAGAAGAUUGCUCGUUUAGAGCAUAGUGACUUUUGUAUUGUCAAAUAAUAGUGACCCAGGGGGAAAGCACUAUAUUUAUAGUAAGAGCAAUAAGCUCAUUGGGAAGAAAGCGCUCCCUUUAGUUUUUAUAUUAAUUGUUUAUGUACAGAUUUAUUCACUUUUAACUAUAUAUUUAAAUUAUUUAUUUACAUUGUGAUUACAUUGGUUACACUGAAUGUUCUAAGAACUUGAUGUGUUAAGAGUUGUUAAUAAAGUGUAUGCUUAGGUUUGUU